AAAUUCAUAUGAUUGUUACAUUUAUAUUUUCAAAAUAAGUGCAAUAUCUCUCACAUCCUGCUAAGAAUUUAAUUAUUCUUGAUGGAGUAAUAUCGCAGUGUUUGAGUGAUAAGAAAAAUAUUACAAAAAGAUCCGGUACGACAUUAGACCUUGAAAAUUGCAAACCAACAUACUUAAAGAAGCAAAUAGCAAAAUCAGAAUCAAAACAUUACAGUUCAUUUAUUUAAACAGAACGACUUCGAUCAGUGGAACGAGAAGCAUUAACCGUCGAUAAGAUAAUCAAAACUCACACCAUGGCGGAUCAAUCUGUAGAACUUCCAGCACAAUUCAUUGAAGGUGUCCAGGUCAACCCAAUGUAUGAUCCUGAUAUUUUUCGCUCAGCUAUUAAAUACAAACCACAAUCUGAUGACGUAUUCAUCGCAACCUACCCCAAAUGUGGAACUACCUGGGCCCAGCACAUUCUCUUAUUCGUUUUUCGGCAAGGACAGCCUCUAGAAUCGCAAAUGAUGUUUUUCACUAACGCACCUUUUCUUGAAAUAGCAGGUGGAAAGGUAGCGGAAAGUAUGCCUAGGCCUGUAGCUUUCAAAACUCAUUUACCAUUAGGUUUGAUCCCUUGGUCUGAUGAUGCCAAAUAUAUUUACAUAACAAGAAAUCCCAAAGAUUGCUGCGUCUCCUACUAUCAUCACGUGAAAAGCACUCCGCAUCAUGGUUUUGCUGGGGAUUUCAAUCAAUUUUUUGAAAUUUUCAUCUCUGGAAAGGUUGACUUUGGGGACUACUUUGAUCAUGUGAUGGAAUGGUAUGAGCGCAGAAACAACCCGAAUGUGAUUUUCAUGACUUACGAAGAAAUGAAAGAAGAUCCGGAAGCUGCCAUCUUGAAAAUGGCUUCGUUCAUUGAUGAAGAGAAAUUCGCCAAGCCUCUGAGAGACGAUCCCGAAAAAUUGAAAAACGUGCUGGAAUACAGCAGUUUCAAGCACAUGAAAGAAGUGUUCAACAAAAGCAUUGGCGAUCUUUUCAAAAUGUCGGCAGAAGGCAUUGAUAAAUUGGGUCUUCCUGAAGAAGUAAAGAAAGUUUUCGCCAAGAUAAAAGAAAACGCUCCACCAGUGGAUACUCUUCCUCCAAUGAACUUUGUUCGAAAGGGCAUCAUCGGAGACUGGAAGAACUAUUUUACUGAAGAACAGAGUAAGCGUAUGGAUCAAAAAUUUGCUGAAAGAAUGAAGGGCACAGAGUUAGAAACUCUUUGGAAGAAAUACAUGUAAUAUUCUUUCACUUGAAACUGUAGGCACUCAGGAAAACUUUCCUGUUUUGUUUUUUUAGUUUCAGACUUUUAGUUCAGAUUAAGUAUUAAUAAAUAUAUUUGCCAUUUUAAUAAGAAGAAUGUUUAAGAUGUUAAAAAUGAUUACAUUUUUUGAUAAAAUAAACGACUGAACCAU
Messenger RNA from Argiope bruennichi, 1430 nucleotides. RefSeq names its product sulfotransferase 1C2-like. The coding region runs from base 294 to 1256 and encodes 320 amino acids. NCBI's taxonomy places the organism in Eukaryota, Metazoa, Arthropoda, Arachnida, Araneae, Araneidae. The transcript is spliced from 4 exons. Gene Ontology annotation, biological process: sulfation. The record is from RefSeq and is a predicted model, not a curated record. Gene Ontology annotation, cellular component: cytoplasm. Gene Ontology annotation, molecular function: sulfotransferase activity.